Ilyonectria robusta is the source of this 650-nucleotide messenger RNA. RefSeq names its product DASH complex subunit Dad1-domain-containing protein. The transcript is spliced from 3 exons. The record is from RefSeq and is a predicted model, not a curated record. NCBI's taxonomy places the organism in Eukaryota, Fungi, Ascomycota, Sordariomycetes, Hypocreales, Nectriaceae. Gene Ontology annotation, cellular component: DASH complex; spindle microtubule; mitotic spindle. Bases 47 to 349 code for a protein of 100 amino acids.
GACAGCCAUCGUCGUCAACAUCCCGACCGCACCGACAACAGAAACCAUGGCGUCCAACCCACGGUCCGCGUCCGCCAUGGGCGCCCACGAGAAGACGUACUUUGAGCAGCAGCGCGAAGCCCUCAUUGGCGAGAUUGCCAUGAGCUUCGAGCACGUCCUAGCAAACAUCAACAAGUUGAACCGGUCACUGGAGGCUGUCAUUGCGGUCGGCAACGAGUUCUCGUCGGUCGAGGCGCUGUGGUCGCAGUUCGAGACCGUCAUGGACAAGGAUGGCGAGGGCGAAGGAGAAACAGUGAAGCAGGGGGAGCAACAUGGGCAGCACGAGGGCGGGAAGCACGAGGAGGCCUGAUGGGACGAACUGAACGGAACUGAACUGGAUUGAUUGAUACCCAAUGGCUGCGAAGGUGCACGAAAACGCUACUGCUCGCUCAGGUCGAGAUGUGGAUAUAUACAAGCGCGCAUGGUUCUUCUAGAGGAAAUCCCUUACACGCUUCACAAAGGGGUGACGUGACAUGCUAUGCGUGGCAGCUUGGACUUCACGGCAGAGGAGACAACUUGGCAAUGGCUUUGAAGAUGUUUUGUAUGUCCUAUCCCAACCCAAUGACUCAACGGAAUCAUGAUACAAACAGAAAAAUGAAAUAAGAACAAGA